Messenger RNA from Xyrichtys novacula (pearly razorfish), 17779 nucleotides. NCBI's taxonomy places the organism in Eukaryota, Metazoa, Chordata, Actinopteri, Labriformes, Labridae. The record is from the annotation of a GenBank genome assembly.
GGGCUGGGGUGGAUUUGGGUAUUCAUUUAAUCUUGGGUUGGGGAAGAUUUAGGUAUUCUUUGUUUCUUUUAUUUCUUUUUCUGUGUAAAGCACUGUGUGCUACAUGGUUGUGUAUGAAAAGUGCUAUAUAAAUAAAGACAGAUUGAUUGAUUGAUUGACAAAGUGCUCUGACAAAUAGUUGUAAAGCAUCAGCACAUGGGAAUAAAAACAAAUAAAAAACAAAAGCUCAGUUAAAAACAAGGCCUCCGAAUUGAAGGCCAAUUUAAUUGGAAACCCAUGAUCAUAAGAAACCCAGACAAUACAAGAACCCUACGACAUAAAAUGAGACCAUGAGGACAAAUAUAAAAACAAGAAAUAGGUAAGAAGUAAGAAAUGUGAUUAUAAAAAGGUGGGUAGAAAGCAGGAAACAGGAUAGUAAAUAUAUAAAAGGACGAUGUUUAUGAUAAUAAUAAUAAAAUCAUAAUUAAAUAUUAAUGAUGGUAAUAUUAAUGAUAAAAUGGAAUAACAUAAAUGAGCAGAAAAAAACCCAAUAAAAUCAACAAAAGGCCUAAAAGGUCAAUUAAGAAUGUUAUUAACUGAGUUACCGGAAUCUAGCAGCUUAAGUGAAACUUUUAAGCUCUUGUUUCCAGAUAUUGUGCAUGAAUCAUGCAUUUCCUCAUGGUAAGGUGACAAUAAUAUCAUGUAGGCCUACAUAAAGCUCCUCAAACUUUUGUCAACGUAAGGUCAGGUAAGGCUGGAGUUAGUUUGCGUGCAUGCACGUGCGUGAAUGCGAUAAUGAGCGCGCGCGCCAGUCUCAGCGCUCACUCGCUUCAUUCAUUGCUGCUCGUGCGGCUGUAUGUACGGACUCUCACUCCUCCUCCAAGCUGGGAAGAAGAGGCUUUAAAUCGGGACUAUGAGGGGCUCCUGCCGCCCGAGACACACGCGGGACAGAGCAGGUAGGUUGCAAAUUUUCACUUUUUUAUCAUUUGUUUCCUUGACACUCGUUAGUACUCGCGACAUUGUGUGCAGCAGCAGCAGCGGCAGCGGUGAGAGCAGCUUUGGUUCGCGAGCGGAUGAAGUAAACAAGCCCAUGUCACGUAGGCACGUUUCAGCGCUGACAGAGAGACAGGGGCUUUACAUGCCGAGGAGAGGUGGGACACACUGCGAUAAACAACCCGGAAAUGUUGGACAGACUGGGUGUUUCAGGUAUUAUAAAAUGUAGAGAUAGUUUUUCACUUUAUAAAUAGCUGGAAAUGCUUUAGCAGAGAGAUAGAGAGAGAGCUCCAGCCCCUUCCUCUCCGCUGCUUCGCUUUGCUACAGCUGCUGGUUGGUUAGCACUGAGCUAGCUGGUGGGCUGACAGUCCGUAGGUUGUAAACACUGACUGAAUGUCUCCUGAGGGGCGUGAAAACAUGAUAACAUUGGUUUUAAAAGAAUGCUUUAUCUGUUUUGGGGCAUCUUUUGUGUUAGGGCACUAGAAAUUGAAAGUAAGUUUUUUUUUAUAUGGAUCCCUAGUGCCAUAGAAGAUACAGUCUGUCCAUGCUGUUUCCUGAAAGGAGAAUAUCAUCAAAUGGUCAGCUUUCCCUGCAGAUCUUGCUACACGAUGCAAUUCAACAGUUGUGGGAUAUGGGUUGUAAAGUAGUGUUGAUUAUUAAGCAGACUGUAGAUAGAUGAAUUUAUAAAUAAUCUUCACUUUGGGGUAAAAUUAAGUCUGCCUCAUAUUCACAAUGUGCAACUGUUGAAGGGACAGUUGUGGAAGCAGAGCUCAGUAAUAUUUUGGUUCCAAAAACUCUUAUCUAACAGUUUCUUUCUUGUGUUGAAGGUACCUUAACUCUGCUGCAAAAAUACCUCACAAAUGUUUACUUUUGCAUGCUGUAAACCCAGCCUGUUUCAUUCAGGGUGACACUAUGAAUACUUCUUAUUUUAUAAAAGGAUUGUAGUCAAAUGAAUGGCUUUUGCAACAAAGCUGAUAAUACUUUUGCUUUUAAUCCAAUGACUCAUUUGUUUGGAGAACAUAUUACAUAAUUCUAGUUAUGUAGCCAAAAGGUUUUGUUAAAAAUGCAUUAUUUUGGGGAAAUGCCUCGCAAGGAGAACAAACUUGAACAAAAGUCUCAUAAAGACUGUGAACUCUGGGAGAGGGAUUCUCUGCUGUUUGUUGUAUUGCAAAUAUGCUCACAGCUGUUUAUAGGUCUGCAGCCGAGCUGGUGUGGCAGAUGCACGGGGGAUGAACAGAGCUCAGGCUGUGCUGUGCUGCUGCUGCUGCUGCUGAGUAGGAGAUGUGCUCUGCUGGUUAACUAUCUGCCAACACAGAGAGGUGGGGCUACGCAGAAAAACAGGAAAAACAUGCUAGAAAGUGACAUACUUGCCUGAUCUGGAGGCAUUUCUAUUUAUGAAAACAUAAGGUACAAACAGCUUCUUUGUGCUAUGACCAUUUGGUGUGGUUUGCUAAAACCAACAAUGUUUGCAUUGUCUUACAUAUGUUUACAACUGUAGACGGAGAGACCUGCUUCAGAGGUUGCCGCAGACUCAGCAUGGAUUAUAUCCUUAUAUGCACUCUUCCACAGCGACUGUACACUCUGGAGGAUAUUUAUCUGCAUGCCUGAGAGGCUGCCUCCCAGGCGCUGUCAGCUGUAGUAAAUUUACCCUCUUUAGUCCAUUAUUUCCACCUUCCUAUUGUACUGCAUAUUUUUUGGCUGUUAUUAUGUCUGUCGGAUUCCACCUCUGAAUAAAUCAGUCCUUCUCAUCCUUGUUCACUAAGUCGCUCCCUCUAGCUUGCUCACUGCUGCUCCCUCCCGCCCUGCCUGUGUCUGCUCUCUAUCUGGGGGAAAGUUCACCCGCUCGCUCAGAAUCUCAUUAUUGGCUUCAGGCAGAGCUGUGGCCUACGUGUGCGUGUGUGUGUGUAGUGUCUAUGCAGUGCUUGUACGCCUGCGCAGUUCACUCAUCGAGCAGAUGUGUUUAUGUGAGAGCAUUUAAAUUCAGGGUUGGUAUUUUUAAAUCACUAUUGCUUGCAAAUACAGCUCUGUUUGUGCACAAUGUAACCAUUUAUCUAUUGGUCCUGCUUCAUUGGCCUCAGUGAAACUGCCUGAUUUUAUCCUGUAAUCUAAAGGGCCUGUGUAUGUGAUGUAGAGGCUGUCUUGUAUAAUUACUUGAAAAUAUGGGCCAUAUUAUUCAUUCAAAUGGUUUGUAUGUACAGAAAGAGUAGGGUUUGUAUGUAGAGUCAAAAUUUGCCAUUGCAGUGUUUUGUUUCUGUGAAAGCCCCGAAUGGGCAAACCAAACACUGCUGUAUUUUUGGGACAUUUUUUCAUGUGGUUGCCAGGUUUGUGGAUGAACUUGAGUGGCCCACCAGAGUCUAGACCUCAGUUAUUUGGGUCCAAUGUUUUUGGGAUGAGUUUCAAUGUCAACUGCAAACAAAGCCUCAUGCCAACAUUAGUUCAGACAGGCCUUUUCAGUGUGAGAGCCUGGUGUUGCAGUAAAAUUUGGGGUCAGCUACAUGCAACUAUCCAUGUUUAAAGGGAUAUUUGUAAAAUCAAGUAAGGGUCAAACACACCUUGACACCGAGUUAGACACCCCGUCAAGAGAUGAAUGUUGCUGACCACUUGCUUCUCUAGCAAUGACUGCACAAUAGCAAUACAGAGAGCUAUGUGCUCAACCAAAACGCCACUUUAUAGCCACAAAUAAUGCUCAGAACAGCACCUAACUUCAUCAACAGUACAUAUAGGGUCCCAGCCAUGGCACUAGCGGCGAAGAGAGUAGGUGAGUUGUUUUUAGUCUCUUUGCAAAAGAAAUCAGGCAAAGUUAAAAAGAUAUUUGGUGGCUAGUACUAUGGCUGGGACUGUUGAUGAAGUUAGGUGCUGUUCUGAGCAUUAUUUGUGGCUAUAGAGUGGUGUUUUGGUUGAGGUUUGUUUUUGGCUCCUCAGACCGCUGUGUAUUGCUAUCCUGCGGUCGUUACUAAAGUUGGUAUAACUAGAGAAGCAAGCGGUUGGCAACAUCAAUCUCUCGACGGGGUGUCUAAUUUGGUGUUAUGGUGUGUUUGACCCUAACUUAUUUUUACACCAGAAUAUCCCUUUAAUUUAGGGCUGCAGCUAUCGAUUAUUUUAGUAAUCGAGUACUCUAUCGAUUAAUCUGUCGAUUAAUCGAGUAAUCGGAUAAGAAAUGUUUUGCUCUCACUGUAAUACUUUGCAUUGAAUCACGUUUGCCUCAUUAAAAACCAUCAGUAACACACAAAACUGAAAUAGGCCAGGUCUUUCAAAUGAAUAUUUUUACUGCAUAAAUCAGGAACCAAAAGUUUUACAUUUUACCAUGUAGUUCACAUGAAACUACUGAAGGCAAGGUCUGCAGAUGGUCUUUUAAUUGCUAUGGUAAUGAUCUUUGCAGUUUUCACUAAACCAGUCACAACUAUUUCCAGGCUUUGGAUCUAAUUUUACUUGUUUAAUUAAUAGGCUGAAAUAAUAUAAUUCUUGGAUACUAACAUAAUUUGACAAGCAAAUGUACAUUUAUUCAAUAUAUAAAAGUGUUACAUUUUUAUUUACAUGUUGUUGUGUGUUGGUCAUUUUGCAGCCCUCUGCUGCUUAUCACACGCCCAGCAGGUGGUGUAUAGCAUUAUCACCAUGGAUACACGGAUGUUUGUGUGAUUUUUUUCAUCCACUGCCGCCCGGUUUGUGUCGUGUAGAUGUUGAUUAUGAAAACACUUCGCAAUAAUUUGGAAACGUGAAGGGGGAGCUGCUGCUGCCCGGUGUUUACGGUAAAUAGACGCAAACACCGACCAAGUUGACGCUUCGGUCUCCGAAAACGCCGAGACAAAUUUACAAACAGCCACUAUUUCAAACAACUGGGCUCAUAAUCGUGAUGUAAACACUUACUUUCUCGCUAGAAAAAAUAUUAUUAUUGAAUGAAUUUAUAUAAUUUGUCCGGUAUGCAGUCGUUCUAUGUAGCUUGUGGUAGGACUAUUUAAAUUUUCCCGGCGCUGCGUCCGGCCGGCACGAAAUGCAUUCUGGGGUAUUUAGUAUGUAUGUGUGUAAACGCUCGGGCAGCCGCGGCAUACUCAAAUCAUCUUCGAGUAGUCGGUAGGCAGUAGCUACUGCUUGAGUAGGUAAGUAGAUAGCAGGCAGUAUGCCAUUUCGGACACAGCUUCUGUCUGUCCUCGUUUCCCUCCAUGAUUGAACCAAACGCGCGGCAGCGGAAGGAGCGGAAAGAGCACGCUUCUGCGCAACAGAAAUAACCGUCCGUGUCAAACACCGUGCGCUGCACAUGGUUCCGGAUUUAAACGAUUCCUCGAGGCAUAUAAUUUGCCUCGAGGAAUUUUAUUAAUCGAGUUACUCGAGUUACUCGAGUAAUCGUUUCAGCCCUACUUUAAUUCCUUACAAUAUUAAACAGACCAGUAUAAUAUUGGCUUUGUUGCUGAGAAGGUAAGCUUAAACUAUUUUUUUUCUUAAAAUCUUUAAUAUAAAUUAACUAAAUUUGCUGCAACAUUAAUACUGAUUGCAUGUUAACUUUAAAGUUGUGUCAGUUUGUUACAUGCAAAACACAACUUAGCCUGCAGGAUAAAUCAAUGCAGCUUCAAGGCCAGUCAGUAUCAGAAUGAAUACAGGAUAGAUAAGACAGUGUAAACACUUUGUGAUGGUGGGACUUCAACCCUGUUUUAACUCACAGGGAUCACUUUUAAAAACUAAACUUUUCAUUUCAAAAAGUUGUCCCAAGAAUAUUUUAAUAUCCUGGUACUGAAUCACAGUUAAAAUUUAGAUUUGAAACUGAGAGAAUAUGAUUCAUAACCCUGACGUAAAAAUGUGUUGUUUUUUUAUUCACUUGAUUCUGACAUGUAUAUUGUCAAGAAGACUGUAGUACCUGUUGACAUGUUGUCAGGUGAGAUUAGAGGGGAUUAUGCUUCAAAGCUGUGAAGUGUGGUGUCUUGCUGAUGGGAUUAGUCCCGUUGACAUGCAGACAGCACCCAACUGCUGACCUGAGGAUGUGUGUACAGUCACAGUAGGUGCUGAAUAUCAGCACACCUGACAGUCUGAGGUUACUGGCUAUGUGGGUCUUUCAGAGUGAGUGCACAGUGCCACCUGGUGUCAUAUUUUUGAAACUACAUUAAGUUUGAAUAAAUAAAACCUCUCAUUGUAGACUGCUGUGUAAGAACUCCAGAUGUUGUAAAUGUGACAGGAGUCAGGGUAAAGUCUCAGUCUGCUGUGUGAAGACAGUUGCUAAGAAGUUUGUUUUUUCACCACUGUGCCUCUAAAUGUUUUUGUUGUCAGGAAUUGAACACAGGCUUUACUCUACCAUCAGAGGUUUACAAAUAUAAUGUGCUCAUGUUAACUUCAUACUAAAAAUGAGUACUCUAAAUUGGAAGGAUAUUUUGUCAGCAAUCCAAGAUAAGAUAAGAUGUUCCUUUAUUAGUCUCACAGGGGGAAAUUCCAAAAUGAUAGCAGCAUAGUUUAGAUACAAAAAGAGAAAAUUAAAAGCUCAAGAAACUUUGAGUUAAAAACAGGAUAUGUGCAUGCCUCAUAUUUACAUCUGUACAGAAUUUACAUAAUAAUAGGCUUUAUUGCAAAUUGACUCUUGAAUGCAUUUAAAAAAAAAGCAAAAAUAAACAAGUUUUGUCGAUUAAACUCCAGGGUGAAAAAGAAAUCUGCUUUUCUGUGUUGCUGUAUAAAGCCAGACUGUUUGUUGUUGAGGUUACACUUUAAAUAAGACAUUUCAUGCUACAACAUGAAACUUCUGGAUCUAUGAAGAUGUGCAACUAUUCUAAAUGGCCGUUCUUAGGAAAUCUGCUAACUAUUAAGGGUUUUAUCAAUUUUGAUAUGUUCUCGAAAUCAGAAAAAGUGUUAUACAUGACAUGUUCUCAAUAUUUUCUUUGAAUUGCCUAAUCAGCGAUAACCAAAAAACCUCCCAAUGGUUUAAGCUUUUAGAUAUAAAAAAGAGAAAAACUGCGCAGAUAUUCCCUCUUGUAAGAAGCUCAAACCUUAUUUUUGCACAAUAUAUAAAUUCAACAUUAAAAUGAUGACAAAACAACUGUUAAUCAUUAAUUCAUCUAUAUGUUGAUCACCAAGAUUAUCACCUGUCAAUCAAAAACAGUUAAAAGGCUAAGAUGAUAGCCUUGGUUACACUUUACAAUGACCAUAAUUUAUGAAUGGGAAAUAGAUAGUUUAUUAAUGUUUAAUCAUCAUUAAAAACAGCAUAUAGACCAAUUAUAAAUGGCAAAUAGAUAGUUUAUCAAUAUAAGUUAAAAGUUUACCAUGAACAAGCAAUGAACUAUUGACCACUUAUUAAAGGUUUAUAUAGGGUUUAACUAUUGGUUGUAAAACAUCUAGAUUAAAAUGUGUGUCAGUAGCACUUUGUAAAUGGUUAAUAUUUGGUUUUUAAACCACCUACAAACAUUACUUAGAUGGUUAUUGUAAAGUUAGGGUUAGGUUUUUAAAUUUUAAAAUGUAUUAAUGGCCUAUAUGCUAUUUAUUAAUGAUGAUUAAACAUUAAUAAACUAUCUGCUUGCCAUUUAUAAAUGGUCUAUGUACCAUUUAUAAGUUAUGGUUAUUGUAAAGUGUUACCAUAUCCUUAUGAUUCAAAUAUUGAUCAUCAUCAUAAGUAAGCUUUUAUUGUAGUUUUAUUUCAACUCAAGAUUAAUUCAGCCCGUGUUUUCUAAUACAUUAUUGUAACUUGGUUAUCUAUCUGAUGGAGGUGGUUUAAAGUCUUUGUUUAAAUGUUAGGCAUCACCACAUGCAGGAUAUCCUGUCCUGUCUGAGUGUGUUUUUAAUGUCGUGAUGGUCUUCGUGGACUCGUGGUCAGGUCGUGUAAGACAUGAGGCUAUAAUAUUUUAGCGUGAUGGUGUUUAUCUGAGUUCACAACAGACAGCACACUCUCCGUCUUCCCGACCCGUGUCUCUGAUUGGCUGCAGCUCCCUUCAUCUCUUCUCUGAUUGGUUCAACUCUCAGUUGCAUUCACUGCCCAUGUGUGCUGCAUGUGAACGCUUGUUUUUCUUCUUACAUCUGCUUUUCCCUGAAAUUUCUUGCGAUCUUGCCGCAGCUUUACGGUAACACUCAAAAAGGCGCUUCCUUGCGGAUUAGUUUUUUGGCAGGUUUGCUGUUUGACGUUUUUGUAAGUGGAAUUCUAGGAAUUGUUUUUAAUGUAUCUGUGACAGAGACGCUUUGCUUGAAUGGAAAGAUGCUGUUCAAAACACAAUGUUAAUAAAAUGUGUGUCAGAAGGAAGGAAUGAUACAAACCGAACCUUACUUUGACUUCUACUUCAACUACUAUUGCUACUAUUUCUACUUUCUCUAUUGCUACUACUACUUCUACCAUUAGCUCUUCUACUUUGACUUAUACUUCUUCUAUUCUCAAACUACUUCUACUGCUUACAUGACUACUAAUAUCACUACUAUGACUACUUAUCAUACUACUACUAGAACUGCAACUUUAACUUAUGCCACUUUAAGGUAAUUUCCUUCUUCAUUCAAACUGUGCAAUUUCAGACAUUUUUCUAACCUCUUUCAGCAUGAAUAAAAUUUCAAUUUAUGGAGCAUAUUUAUACUAUUUUCACAAUGAUCCAACUUCUAUUUCUUUUUCACCCCUUCAACAGCUUUUACAUACCUUCCUCCAUUUUUUAUUAGCAGUUUAGCAUGGCUUUUUUAGCUUUUAGCACUCAGCAUUUCCACGUAUUUUCUGCAAGGAAAUGCAGUUUUUCUUUUUCUUUUUUUUUCUGUUUUAUGAACUUAUUUAGUUUUUAUUUCCAUUUGUCAAAGAGUACAACAAUUUCCUUUUCUGUAGAAACAUAAAAUUUAAUAAAAAUAAAUAAAUAAAUACACACAAAAUCAGAGUCACAUAAGGAGAAAAAAAAGAAGACAAUUUCUAAAAAGAAAACAAAAUAAAUAUAUAGCACCCAGAGUGCACAGUAUUGUGGCAGACUUGUGGAUGUCCUCCAUAUCAAACCAUUUUCACACAAUUUUUCCAAUAACUUUUUCCUAUUCCUUUUUCAGUUCAUUAAAAAACAGCAUCAAAAAUACAUUUCAUAGUUUGAAAUAGACAAUUACAGGAUUCCAUCCUCUCAAAAAUCUGUCCAAUUUUAGUUGUAUUUUAGCUGUCAUCCUUCCCAUUGAGUAGGUAGAGAAAUGCAGUUUUUCUAGUUGUUAGUUUUGUAGUUUUUUCAUGAUUUAUUAGACUUAUUUUUUGUCAACACACGCAUAGGCUUUUUCUCUAUUGUGCAGUACGCUUUCAAUUAAACUCAAAGCAUGUCUGGCUAACUCUAUAACAUGAAAUUGAACAUACUAAGUGCGGUGAAAAAACAGGGUUGAACUGCAUGGUAAGCAAAGUCACAUCCUGUACCCAGCUCCUUGUUUUGCUCCCUCACUUUUUCGGUGCGCGCUGUCUCCAUUCCUUACGGUAAUAAGAAACUGCUGUUUCUCAGCUGAUAUGAGGUAUCCAUCCCCCCUGCUGUAUCAGACUGCAAGUGCCAGAGCCCACCGCCUCAUCUCCGCUCUCGGUGGGUAACAGUAGUGAUCCCACGGUAAAAAUGUUGGAUAACGACGAGUUUAGGUUGGAGACUUCCCCACGGGAGCUCACGCAGAACCCACUCAGGAAGAUCUGGAUGCCAUGCGUAAAUGAGCACAUCGCUCACAGACGGGGUAAGAGGCAGCUGACCGGCGAGCUCUGUAGAGGAUGGGUGCUGAUGCAGGGUAUCUGAUAAUAUCCUGUUUCUGAUCAUGUUCAGUUUCCUUCAUUCCUUCAGCCUGUCUCUGAUUUGGAGAUAUGUGAUUAUCAGACAUUUACAUGCGUUUGUUUGGGGUGUUGCGCACUAUUCAAGUGCAUCAUCUACCUUUGCUGUAUGGCAGUGUUACAUCAUGCCCUGCCUUAUUUUCUUUAAUUUCACGUGUAUCGAGGUCAAAUUGACUACAAGCUCACGGAGAUGAACUGACAAGACACACAUGACGAAGAUGCGAGGACCAGCACUCCCAGUCCACCGACUGAUGCUGUUAACUCUCCAGUCUGAUCAUGAGAGCUGAGCUGCUGGGUUUUCUGUCUACGCAGCUUUUUGCUGAGUCAAGCUCUGCAUUUGUCUGAGCUUUCCCCCCUUUGAAGCAGAAGACGGUUUGAUCAGUUCUUUAUCAAACCUGAUACUCUACCUUUGAUCAGUGUACCUAGUGUGCAGUCACAUUUACAGCAGGAGUGUGACUUCAGUCAUUAAACCAAACCUUUGUUUGAAGUGUGUGGUAUGUCAGGAGGGUGCUGCCCUGCAGAAGUGGCUGUGAAUAUCAUUUUUUUAUGAAGGGAGACACUUGGAGCUCAUGAUUUUUAAUGUAACAGAAAUGAAAACAGAAACAGUGUUUACAGAAUCCAUUACCUCUCUGUUUGAUAUUCUUGAAUGAAGUCUGAAAGAGGUAAACUAUUUGAUAAGAAGAAAAAAACAGAAAACAAUUCAUUGCAGUCUGACUGUUCACUGCUCGUAGCUGUUGAUAAGCUCUCUUGUUCUCUGUGGUUUUAAGUUACAUUAAAAUAUGUGUUUCAUUCUCUCUCUCCCCCACCCCUCCUUCUCCCUUCUUCUCUCCUCUCACAGUAUGCAUGACAAACUGCCCGACUGUCAUCGUGACUGUCGGACUCCCAGCACGAGGAAAGACGUACAUUUCAAAGAAACUGACACGUUACUUGAACUGGAUAGGUGUUCCUACCAAAGGUAACAGAUUCAGCCCCAUCAUAUCUGGAGAAAUGAGUUACACACUCAUCUUUGAAAUGGACACUUUUAAAAAAUAGGCGUUUUAUUAGUUUUUCAAAGAAUAGCAGGAAUACUGGAAAACUAGAACAACAACAACAACAAAAAUCUUGAAUGCACCAAAUAAAUUAUACCAAAUUUAAAGGCGAUACGUUAAAACAGACAUUUUUUCCAACAAUCCAUGUCUGAUAUAAUAUGAUUUAUUAAAAGUUCAGUGCUAAAAGAAUUUUAAAAAACAGCUCCUUCAAUAAGAUAUGUUGUUUCAAAUGAUAGCUUUGAACAGAUCAAGUUAGUCAAAGUCUAAAUGCGAAUUUUUAAUUUUUUUUUAAAUUAAUUAAUUAAUUAAUUAAUUAAGUAAUUAAUUUAUUUUAUUUUAUUUUUUACAUGUAACAGAGUUCAACGUUGGCCAGUAUCGAAGGGAGUGUCUGAAGAUCUACAAAUCCUUUGAAUUCUUCCGUCCAGAUAAUGAAGAAGGCUUAAAAAUCAGGCGGUAAGUCCUCACAGACUGAACCCUUUGAUGCUGUGCCACAAACAUAACUGAGGCAGUCUGCAGGUUUUUGGUCCACACAGAGGACGUAUAUGUACUACACAUUCUUCAUUUAGUAUUCAGAUAAAAUCUCUAUACUGAACUUUUUAAAUGAAGGGUGUGGAUUAGUUUGACAGUGUGCCAGCCAGAGUAGCUAGUCAAUCGCCCAAGCCUAUACUGCAAAAAUGUCAGCAAAAAAAUGUCUGACUCUGUGUCUGCUUAUCUUUCACAGCCAGUGCGCCACGGCAGCUCUUAAUGAUGUUCGACAGUACCUGAGUGUAGAAGGAGGACAAGUGGCGGUAAGUCUGUGGAUCGGACCUGACUUCUACAUUGCAAAUGAUACAAACAUCAGUAAAAAAUUUCUCCACUUGUGAACUGCAUAAGGAGUGCUUUCUUCCUUGUGUUUCAGGUGUUUGAUGCCACAAACACAACAAGAGAAAGAAGAGGGACUAUCGUAAAGUUUGCUGAGCAGAACGGGUACAAGGUACGUUAGUCAGAAAAAAAAAAAGGAGAAUUUUAACGGUCACUUUCACAAAACAAUCUCACAGUUUUACUUCUUUAUUUUCCUGCCUAUGUAGGUGUUUUUUGUGGAGUCUGUGUGUGAGGACCCUGAUGUCAUUGCACAAAAUAUAGUGGUAAGUUUGGUGUCUUUUUUGGCUGAUUAUUAAAAAUGAGAUAAAUAUAAAAGUCUGUGUUGUUAAAAAAAACGUUGACCAAAAGAUUUGAUUAGAUAACUCCUUAUUGUAUGUGAUAGCUUGAGAUUGUAGUUUUAAAAGUAGAAUUUUCCCAACAGCAGUUUUAAUGAAUAUCCAUAAGAUGUGUACCAUAGAAAUAUGUAUGGGUUUAAAAUUCAGUUUUUUUCUGAAACACGGCGCAGACAGAAGAUAUUUUUGGAUUAAAACAAACAAUCUAAGUUCGUAUAAAGGCUGAAAUCCUUUCAGACAGCAUACUUCCUCUUCCCUCUCUCUGUUUCCUCCCUUUGUAGCAAGUGAAGCUGGGCAGUCCAGACUACAUCCACUGUGACACAGAAGAGGCCAUUGAAGACUUCAUGAAGAGGAUCAAGUGUUAUGAGUCUUCUUACCAGCCUCUAGACGAGGUCCUCGACAGGUGAGGAUACACAAAAAACAGCUGUAUCAGAGUAACCCCCUCCUCUUAAAGAUCACAGAUAGUCAGUCUUGCUCCAUCUUGCUGCAGGGAUCUGUCCUACAUUAAGAUCAUGGAUGUGGGCAGACGUUACCUAGUGAAUCGUGUUAUGGACCACAUCCAGAGCCGGAUCGUCUACUACCUGAUGAACAUCCAUAUCACACCACGCUCCAUCUACCUGUGUCGCCACGGGGAGAGUGACCUCAACAUCAAGGGGCGGAUCGGUGGUGACUCUGGAUUGUCCACUCGAGGGCAAGAGGUGUGUUGGCGUGCAGGCAGAUAUCAUCUUGUGUCCGUUUAUUUUCUUUUAAGGAAGACAAAUAUUAUGGUUCCUCAUAACUGUGUCUUUCCUUCUAGUUUGCCAAAAGUCUUAGAAAAUUCAUCCAGGACCAAGACAUCAAAGAUCUCAAAGUUUGGACAAGCCAGAUGAAGAGAACGAUCCAGACCGCAGAGUGCCUUGGGGUCCCGUAUGAGCAGUGGAAGUCUCUCAAUGAAAUUGAUGCUGUACGUUGAUUCCAGUAUUCAUGAAAUUAUAACCUUUAAAAGAAUUAUUGUGAAACCAAUUUAAUCACUUUUCUGUUUUUACUCAGGGUGUCUGUGAGGAAAUGAUGUAUGAGGAAAUCCAGGAGCAUUACCCUCUUGAGUUUGCAAUGAGAGACCAGGACAAGUACCGCUACCGCUAUCCUAAAGGAGAGGUCAGAGCCAGACCCUUCCAAAUAUCUUAUUAAGUAUUUUUUUAAAGAAAUAAACUGACUUUUUCAGUUAGUUGAUAAUUCUGUGAUUCCCCAUCAGUCUUAUGAAGACCUGGUGCAGCGUCUGGAGCCUGUAAUCAUGGAGCUGGAGAGGCAGAAGAACAUUCUAGUUGUUUGUCACCAGGCUGUCAUGCGCUGUCUUCUGGCAUAUUUCUUGGACAAAACUGCUGGUAUGGAGGACAAAAAGCCUACAAUAUAUUUCGUAUGCUUUUGUCAAAUCACAUGAAUCAGAGGGUUGAAGUACUUUCUGUCUCUGCCUUCACAGAUGAGUUGCCUUAUCUUAAGUGUCCUUUGCACACUGUGUUGAAGUUGACCCCCAUGGCGUAUGGUGAGUGAUAUGAGAAAAAAAGUUUUUUUGGCAUUUAAGAGUGACAGUUAUCAAUCUGAUAUUGCAAAUUCAUCAUAUUAUGUCUUAAAUUUACAAAGAUAACUGUCCUUUGUUAAGAAAUUAUAAUUGUAGUUCAGUGUGUAUUAAUGAUCCAUGUUGUGCUGUUUUUUUUUUUCAGGUUGUAAAGUGGAGUCUGUGUAUUUAGGCAUUGACUCUGUGAACACACACAGAGACAGACCUGAGGUAGGUUUCUCAGGGGCGCACACAGAAGUAUCUCUCAGCAGACAACACUGACAACCAGAAUUCAAUUCAUGUUCUCUUUUCAACUUGGCCAUGAUGAGGAGGAAAACCCUCUUUGAGCUUGUAGCUGAAAAAGAUGUGUUUCUUUGAUGAUUUGUGGACAGGCACAUCAUUUUCUCCCAGCCUGUUAAGGCCCAGCAGUAGUUACUGAUCCAUUCAUCUCUUCUUACUGCACAGAGAAAGUAGAUCUUUCACGGCAGAGGAAACCGUGUUCAAUCUCCAUCCACCUGUGACCCCUGACAGCAACCAAGAAAACUGUGACAUCAAUUAGCAUUGACACUCCUACCUCCAUCCUGACCUUUCUUCCUCUCUGAUCCCUUUUUAUUCCUCAGCUGGGCCAGAAAUCAUGCUGUUCAUAACUUUAUUUUCUGGCUCUUAAUGACUCUAAGAGCCAUGGAUAAAACACAGCAAAAUGAAAGUGAUAAUGAAAGUUAUUAAGUUAAUUAAACAGAAAAAAUGCUGCAAAUGCACAAGAUAUUCACUUUGAUUGAGUUGGUUCCUGAAACUUUGAUUGCAAGUUUUGACAGAAAUCAGUAAAUCAAUAAUCAGUUUGAGGCUAGUGCUUAAUUUACUUAAAUUUACUGAAAAUCUUAAAUAAUUUUAUACUCAAUCAGGCCGAAUGCUUAACAGACAACACAUAUUCUUCACUUAAGUUUAAGCACAAAAGUCAGUUGAAAACUAAAUUAACAACCACAUUAUCAGGUUCACAUGUUCCUGCUGCGUGUGAGCCAUUUCAUCACCUUUUAAGUUCUCAUCAGUCUAGUUGUAUAAGGUUGUUUUCUGUAUGUAAUUCAGCAUGUUCCUAAGUGCUCAUGUGUGUUUAUUUGAUAAUAUGGUGUAUUUGUUGUCAAAUGAGUGAAGACUCUUUUGUGUUUGCUUGUGUUGUCAUAUUUAUGUGCAUUCGUUUGAAGCUGCAGUGUGAACAGGAUACCUUUAUUGCCUCGUUUUUUAGAAACUACAUGCUGGACUUCAGUUUCAGGCCAUUUCACUCUGCUGUGUGUGUGUGUGCGUGCGUGCCAGGAUACAAAUGAAGAGAUCAAGCUAAUAAAAUAUCAAAUCAUUUUUUUUAAUAUCUUUGAAGCUGAAACACUGAUGUUUUUUUGAUAACUGAUGUAAAUAAAUAGUGUUUUGUGUGAUCAUGAAUCCAUAAACAUGUUUGUUGUAUAACUUUUUUUAUACCUAUGUUUACAAGUCACUGUAGACAAAUAUGUUAGACUCCAUUAUACAACUUUCUGCAUAUAAGCUGACAUUGUAAUUUUUUUCUAAAGUAAUAUUUUCAUCUCUAGCUAACCUUUGUUCUUUGCAAGCCUUAACUGUUGAAAUGUGAUGGAUUAAUCUGCAAUGACAACAAAUCCCCAUAAAAUGUGAGAAAUGAAAUUUCACUGGAGUUUCACUCAAUCGUUUAUGUGCACUUUUUUAUUAUAGAAACAAAUCCAAUAGUGUUUAUUGUUUGCUUUCUAACACAAGUUUAAAUUAUUUGAUCAAAUGUGACUUUUUUGGGGGGGUUUGUUUUCCCAUGUUGUCAAUAUAAAAACUAUUAUUAAAAACCAUUCUCUUUCUCUUACUUUAUUGGCAAAAAAAACAUCCAUGAUCAUGUAAUGCGCAUAUAGUCUAGAAGGACACAAUUUUUUUUCAGUCAAACAUGAAUAAAUUAUGAACUUGUAUUCUAGUCAAUGUAUUUUGUGUUUGAAGUCAUCUAUUUAAAUAUUUCUUUGAUUCAGAGAGACUCAUGAAAGUGUGACAGAAACUGCAAAAAUGUCCUUUCACACUAAACAUUAAAGGAUAUAUCAUUGGAUAUAAUGUCUCUCGGGGAUAUGAAAUCAGAAGACUUAAAUAAAAAAAAUAUAUAUUAAGGUCGGAUGAGUUUGAUGGAAACUAAUAACCAUCCUCUCGUCCUUCUUUCAGAAUGUGACUGUGCAGCGCAGCACAGAAGAUGCUUUGGAAACAGUUCCCGCUCACUUCUGAGUCCCUGCACUUCCUGUUCCAGCUGAGACUUGGUCUGAAUCUGUGUUAGGACCUGCAAACAGCAUCAUGGGAAAAGAUGCUGUUCGAUUGAUAGGAACAGGAGAAUUGAGUGUUUUCCCAGACUCUUACUGUAAGCACUUUCACUCAAUGUUUGCUAUUUUUAUAACUGUUCUGUUGUGAUUUAUACCAUACUUUUUCUGUAGCUCAACUCCCAGUGAGGAAAACUAAAGGAACAUGCCAUUAUUUUUUUAUAUGUGUGUCUUCUGUCGUUGUAAUGAUUCUUCUUCAACAUGAAGCAAAUAUGACCGGAAUCAUAUUUAAUUUCCACUGUAAAAAUCACUGUAUAUAUGUUUAUUUUCUUAAGCUUCCAGUGUUUCUGAAGAUAUUUUUAUUUAAAAAUACCAAGUAUCAUAACACCAUAAAAAACUGUGAGGUGUCUGGAGGUACUUUGAUUAUACUCGUCUUAAACAAAGUCCCUAAUCCUUCACUGUAAUACUGUACAGCAAUAGCCUUUGGAUUUUUGAUUUUGUCUCCCCUGUUUGUGAUGUACUUGGUGUAUAUCUUCUCAGCUAACAUUAAUCACAUUCCAGAUGCGAGUGUCUGGUACACCAAAUGGGGAAACAGGCAGCCUAGUAAAUGUAAAUGCAGCUGACACUUCUUCUCUAAGAUGUAGCUUCUGUCCUGUGAUCAAAAAAAGUUCAGAGAGACGCUUUCUUUUCAGUCAUUCUGGUACAACUGAAAAUAAUUUUAAGAAAACUUUUGGGGCGGACUUGGUGGGUUUCCAGUUUUUUAGCAGGUCAAGUGAAAUGUUGAGAUGAAUCUUCAGUCAUUUGUUCAUCACUUCACAUGACAGUCCGAUUCAUGGGUUUUAUAUUAAUGGUGGAGCAUUUUAACAGUACUGUGAAAACUGUCCUGCAUGUUUGUGUUUUAAUCUACAUGUAUUAUAUGCUGUGAAUGUUUUUUUUCUAAGGACUCAACCAUGUCUGUGACAUUUUACAUUGUAUAUUACUGUACUAAAAACAAGAUUCCAAAUGUGUCAAAGUCUGAAUAAACACUUGAUGCAUGGAGUGAAGGCAGAGCUUUGGUUUGUGCUCAUACCUUAUAAAUUUAGAAGGAAUUUCACUCAUAUACAAAGCAUAAUUUUUUUUAUUUAUCAUCAAGGGUAAAACAAGCCAGCACGUAUAUUUAUUCUCAUUAUUUCCAUUUACAAUAGGGUUCACUCUGCACACUAAGACAGGAAACAUGCACCAAUUGAUUAACCCCCUGUUUCAGAUCUGUCAUAACAAAAAAUAUCUCACUUAAAUGUAUGUUCAUAUAAUAUAUAUUUUAAAAAACAUUUAAAUAAAUUUAAAAAUUCCAUUACCCUGUGCUCAUUCAUAUUGAUGAAAAAAUGGCACCUGCCUUGACUUUCUCUUAAGCUUUAAAGGCAGAUAUUUAUUUAUGGUGUGAUCAUUUUUAUGUACAAAUAUCAAUACUUUUGAGCAUCGGGGAAUCCAAGUCUAAAGAGCCUCCCAUCAGCCUUUACAGCAUGUCUGCUGUUUCUCAGCUUCUCUUCGCUGAUUGUAUCUUGUCUUCUCUUUGCCCUUUAAGGUAUGCACUCCACAGCGAUGGCUGAAAUGGCAGGAAUGUACUCCCAGGUUUUUUCUCUCUCUAUCUCAGAACUGCAAGAGUAAAGCAACAACAAAUCUUAAAGAUUAAAGCAAAUACAUCAUUUUUCAUGAUUUUACAUGAAACCCAUAAUCUUAAUCACAUUUAAGUACCUAAAAAAAAGAGAACUGCAACUCACAUUUUUGAGGAACUCUUCAGCAACAAUACGAGCCCGGGCGUUAACGGAGAGCUUCAUCUCACUGAUCUCUUUGUCAAUUUCCUCCAUGAAGUGAAUGACAAAAUCCACCAGUUUAUGUUUGUACAUCUGUUCUGUGUGGAAGUUGGUGAUGAGAAAGCUGAUGUCGUAGCCCUGCAAAAAAAAAAAAAAAAGCACAUUAGUCACCCUGUAUUCAUGUUUGACUGAGCUGAAUUGUAAAGUGCAACAUCUUUAGUCAUGUCUACUUGGCUUGUUUGUCUUAUUUUUGUCUCACAUUGACAAUAAAUCAGUGCU